AUUACAGAAACUCACCUGGCACCCCUAGUCGCUUGUGUCACAUCAAGUAUGGAUGACUACUGUGAAAUAGAGAAAAAUAAAUCUUUAUCUUAGUGUGUACGUGGAAUUAAAGAAUUGUUUUUCUACUCUCGUAGAAAUAAGGAAAGUUCUGAAAUACUCGUCAACACUUCUAGGACUACCAACGAUAACAGUCCUGGGCGUAUGAGUAUAGCAGCGCAAAUACUGGAGGAUAAGAACGUAAUUUCAGGACAAAAUUAAUAUAUUUUUCGAAAGUAUCAGCCAACUGGCUGAAGUACUUCUGAAAAUGCGUGCACUUGGAAUAUCGCUUAUCAGCCUGACGUUGACGGGGCUUGUCAUUGGAAAUGCUUACUAUCAGAAGAAACAGUUUUAUCCAUCUGUCGUCUAUAUUACGAAGUCUAAUCCGAGUAUGGCGGUAAUUUACAUUCAAUCUCUCGUGCUCGUUCUAAUGCUGGGCAAGUUAAUGAAGAAGGUUUUCCUGGGAACUUUGCGGGCGGCUGAAUUUGAGCACUUGAUGGAACGAUUCUGGUAUGCACUGACGGAAACGUGCUUAGCUUUCACUGUUUUCAGGGAUGAUUUCAAUCCGAAGUUUGUGGCGCUGUUUACAGUGUUAUUAUUUCUGAAAUCCUUCCACUGGUUAGCCGAAGAUCGUGUAGACUACAUGGAGCGUAGUCCAGUAAUCGGAUGGAUAUUCCACUUGAGAGUAGCUGGUUUGUUAGCCUGCUUGGGUUUGUUUGACUAUCAACUUAUUUCGUACGCGUACCACUCCACGUUAACCAAAGGAGCUACUGUCCAGCUCGUAUUUGGUUUCGAAUAUGCUAUUCUGAUGACAAUGGUUCUUAAUACAGCAAUCAAAUACAUGUUUCAUGCUGCGGAGUUACGUUCCGAUACUCCGUGGGAAAACAAGGCAGUUUUUCUGCUAUAUACCGAACUUAUUGUUGGGUUCAUACGUGUGGUUUUGUAUGUGAUUUUUGUGAUACUGAUGGUAAAAAUAUACACCCUGCCGUUGUUCGCAUUCCGCCCGAUGUACUAUACAAUGAGAAACUUCAAGAAGGCACUGAAUGACGUUAUUCUAUCUCGUCGCGCUAUUCGCAACAUGAACACCUUGUAUCCAGAUGCCACACAGGAAGAAUUGCAACUGUCGGAUAAUAUCUGCAUUAUUUGUCGCGAAGACAUGGUUAGCAGUUCAAAGAAACUGCCAUGCGGUCACAUCUUCCACACUGCAUGUCUACGUUCCUGGUUCCAGCGACAGCAAACAUGUCCCACUUGUAGGUUGAAUAUCCUUCGAACGCCUAUUACGACUGUUGUUCCGAAUCUCAAUCAACCGAAUGUGAAUGAGGCAGUAAAUGCAGCAAAUGUUGCGAACGAAGGAAAUAGAUCGAUCUCCACAGUUGGAAUCAAUACGACGACGGCACAAUCUAAUGUUCCUAUUUUGAAUAUGCAAAAUCCGACUGCUGUUCCGCUUAUUCCUGGAGCACCCAUAGUACUUCCACAUAUUCCAUUGAUGGGAAUGCCGACAUAUACGAUGCCUUUACCACCGGCCCCACCAGCACUAGAAACACUCACCGAAGAAGAACUGCGCGCAAUGGAAGGAAAUGAGCGUCAACAUUUGGAAGAGCGAAUCAAGCAUCUGCAUAACAUUCAUACGCUCCUUCACGCGUCUGUGGUAUUGAUGAAUCAAUACACUGCAAUGGUAGCCCGAUUGCCGCCUUUAAAUGUUCCUAGCGGCUCUAGUCCACGCUCUGAUUUGGGAUCAACAUCUGCGAUAGCAACAUCUUUAGCGGGCCCUCAUAGUUCAGCAGGUGGGUCAAACACUUCUGUUCAAAGUACUUCACAGCCAGCAGGACAGGCUGACGCUUUGUUGGAGGAUCUUGGCAGUGAUGAUGACACUAAUCUGACGAAAGAACCACUUCCGAGUACUAGUAAAGAAUUUCUGAUAACGCCAGAUCAAGGGGAAUCGGCAGCAAAGUCCACAGAAAACGUCAGUGAUAACAGUAACAUUAGGCAUGCAGAUAGUUCCGAAAUGAGCGAAAUUCGCCGUAGGCGAUUGGAAAAGUUCGGUUCAAGGACAGGAACAGAUUGAAUCUUAACGGCAAAAAGUUUGAUCUCCCCGAAGACUGGCAAUGGUUGGUGAUGAUUUCGGAAAUGUGUUUCAUUUUUGUUGUAAUCCUAGUUUUCUAUGUUGAUAACGAACUUGAGUAGGUUUUAUAUUGAUCCAUAUUACUGCAAACAAGAAAAAAAAUUAUAGGUAGCAUCACUCCAGCAACACGUGAAACCAUACUAUCUGGUAUAGAUUAUUUCAAUAAAGUUGCUGAUAGAAUAUUGUAAUGAUAAUGAAACCUUAUAUCGCACGAAAUAUAUAGUACUGAACCGUA
This is a messenger RNA of Toxorhynchites rutilus septentrionalis, 2393 nucleotides long. It is a transcript of the gene sip3, whose product is annotated as E3 ubiquitin-protein ligase HRD1. The transcript has 7 exons. Gene Ontology annotation, cellular component: cytoplasm. Lineage: Eukaryota; Metazoa; Arthropoda; Insecta; Diptera; Culicidae. The record is from RefSeq and is a predicted model, not a curated record. The coding region runs from base 305 to 2101 and encodes 598 amino acids.